AAGCCCAUUGCCAGUUCUCUUCGAGGAUUAACUGGAGAGACUAAAGAUGAUUCCUUUCUUAGCCACAUUUGCUCUGCUCCUGCUGUGCACUGUUAACCCUGCAGUUGCCAAUGGUUAUUAUGACAAGGUGUUGGCUCACAGUCGGAUCAGGGGCCGAGAUCAGGGCCCAAAUGUCUGUGCCCUCCAACAGAUUCUGGGCACCAAGAAGAAAUACUUUAGCUCUUGCAAGAGUUGGUAUCAAGGUGCCAUCUGCGGGAAGAAAACGACUGUAACAUAUGAAUGCUGUCCUGGUUAUAUGAGAAUGGAAGGAAUGAAAGGCUGCCCAGCAGUUAUGCCUAUUGACCAUGUUUAUGGCACCCUGGGAAUUGUGGGGGCCACUACCACCCAGCACUAUUCUGAUGUAUCAAGACUGAGGGAAGAGAUCGAAGGAAAGGGGUCCUACACUUACUUUGCACCGAGUAAUGAGGCGUGGGACAACUUGGAUUCUGAUAUCCGUAGAGGAUUAGAGAACAAUGUUAAUGUAGAAUUAUUGAAUGCCUUGCAUAGCCACAUGGUUAAUAAGAGGUUGCUGACCAAGGACCUAAAACAUGGCAUGGUUAUUCCUUCAAUGUACAACAACUUGGGGCUUUUCAUUAACCAUUAUCCUAAUGGGGUUGUCACCGUUAACUGUGCUCGAGUCAUCCAUGGGAACCAGAUUGCAACAAACGGUGUGGUACAUGUCAUUGACCGGGUGCUUACACAGAUUGGUACCUCCAUCCAAGACUUCCUGGAAGCAGAAGAUGAACUUUCCUCUUUUAGAACAGCUGCCAUCACAUCUGACUUAUUGGAGUCCCUUGGGAGAGAUGGCCACUUCACGCUCUUUGCUCCAACCAAUGAGGCUUUUGAAAAACUCCCCAGAGGGGUCCUAGAAAGGAUCAUGGGAGACAAAGUGGCUUCUGAAGCUCUCAUGAAGUACCACAUUUUAAAUACUCUGCAAUGUUCUGAGGCGAUCAUGGGAGGAGGUGUGUUCGAGACCAUGGAAGGAAACACAAUUGAGAUCGGCUGUGAAGGUGACAGCAUCACAAUAAAUGGAAUCAAAAUGGUGAACAAAAAAGACAUUGUGACAAAGAAUGGUGUGAUUCAUUUGAUCGAUGAAGUCCUCAUUCCUGAUUCUGCCAAACAAGUGAUGGAACUGGCUGGAAAACAGCAAACUACUUUCACAGACCUUAUGGCCCAGUUAGGUUUGGCAUCUUCUCUGAAGCCAGAGGGAGAAUAUACUUUGUUGGCACCAGUGAACAAUGCAUUUUCUGAUGAUACUCUGAGCAUGGAUCAGCGCCUUCUUAAAUUAAUUCUGCAGAAUCAUAUACUGAAAGUAAAAGUUGGGCUUAGUGAUCUGUACAAUGGACAAGUACUGGAGACCAUUGGAGGCAAGCAACUCAGAGUCUUCGUGUAUCGUACAGCUGUUUGCAUUGAGAAUUCUUGCAUGGUGAGAGGAAGCAAGCAAGGAAGAAAUGGUGUUAUUCAUAUAUUCAGAGAAAUCAUCCAACCUGCAGAUAAAUCCCUCCAUGAAAAACUAAGACAAGACAAGCGUUUCAGUGUCUUCCUCAGCCUGCUUGAAGCUGCAGACUUAAAGGAUCUUCUAAGUCAGCCUGGAGAUUGGACCUUAUUCGCACCAACCAAUGAUGCUUUCAAGGGAAUGACAAACGAAGAAAAGGAAACUCUGAUCCGGGACAAAAAUGCCCUCCAAAACAUCAUCCUUUAUCAUCUGACACCAGGAGUUUACAUUGGAAAAGGAUUUGAACCUGGCGUCACUAACAUUCUAAAGACCACACAAGGAAGCAAAAUCUAUCUGAAAGGGGGAAAUGAAACACUUCUGGUAAAUGAAUUAAAGUCCAAAGAAUCUGACAUUAUGACCACGAAUGGUGUAAUUCAUGUUGUGGAUAAACUUCUCUAUCCAGCAGACAUACCUGUUGGAAAUGAUCGGCUGCUGGAAAUACUUAACAAACUGAUCAAAUACAUCCAAAUUAAGUAUGUUCGUGGUAGCACCUUCAAAGAGAUCCCCAUGACUGUCUAUACCACUAAAAUUAUAACCAAAGUGGUGGAACCAAAAAUUAAAGUGAUUCAAGGCAGUCUUCAGCCUAUUAUCAAAACUGAAGGACCUGCAAUGACUAAAAUCCAAAUCGAAGGUGAGCCCGAAUUCAAACUGAUCAAAGAAGGAGAAACUAUAACGGAUGUGAUCCGUGGAGAACCAAUUAUUAAAAAGUACACAAAAAUCAUUGAUGGAGUGCCUGUGGAAAUCACUGAGAAGCAGACACGAGAAGAACGAAUUAUUACAGGUCCUGAAAUAAAGUACACUAGAAUUUCUGCUGGUGUUGGAGAAACAGAGGAAACCUUGAAGAAACUAUUGCAAGAAGAGGUCACCAAGGUCACCAAAUUCAUUGAAGGUGAUGGUCAUUUAUUUGAAGAUGAAGAAAUUAAAAGACUACUCCAGGGAGACACACCUGCGAGAAAGAUACAAGCCAACAAAAGGGUUCAAGGAUCUAGAAGACGAUCAAGGGAAGGUCGCACUCAGUGAAAAAUCCAAAAGCCAGACGAUAAAGUUAAUGCAAUCCUAAGUCAACAAUCUGCCCUUCAGGAAAAUGUCAGGAGAGCUGUGUUGACUUAGAGAACUGUAACACCAGCAAAGCAGCAAACCAUUCACUAAUUCCGCACACACAUUUAACUGUUUUCUGAAUGAGAAACAUGGAGGUAAUGUUGGAGUUAGCCUCCCAUGGGAUUAAAAUCUGAAGGAAACAUAAUACCUUGUAGGUUUUUUUAUUUGUCUUAAAUUUGACAUUAAAAGUUCUGACUAACUUUCAGAUCCAUCCUAGAAAGUCCUUGUGAGCCCAUGAACUACAGUUUAAAACUAAAAUUGCUGAGCUGUAAUCAUAGUGAGAAGAUAGAGCUUGUAAUUUACGUAAUGGAGAUGUCAUAAGCAUUGUUUACCUGUACACAGGAAGUUAAGUUAUAAAACUAGAUGCUCAGUAUAAAACCAGCAAAUAGACAAACAAAACAUUUCACAACCAAGAGCCUUACACAUUUCUAAUACAAUGUGGGUUUACUGGUAAAAUUAUGCUAUUUUUUACAAUUUUAUACUCUCAAAAUGUUUGUCAUAUUCUUCUUACAGCACAUAUGUUUUAAUCUCAAACACUUCAAUAAAACCAUUUAGGUAUAAAGAGAAUUACUUCAGAUCAAGUAAUUCAGAAAACUCAAGGUUUAACUUUAAAAAAAAAAGCAGUUCAGACUUGGGGACAUGACUUUAUACCUCUUUUAUUGUAAACAAAUACUCAAUAAAGGAAAUUAAAU
Molecule: messenger RNA, 3324 nt
Organism: Dipodomys spectabilis (banner-tailed kangaroo rat)
Lineage: Eukaryota; Metazoa; Chordata; Mammalia; Rodentia; Heteromyidae
Gene: Postn
Product: periostin
Exons: 23
Coding region: 47-2554 (835 amino acids)
Molecular function (GO): protein binding
Source: RefSeq, a predicted model, not a curated record